CAAAAAUGCCGUUGUUUGUACUCUGACGGGCCGGCUGAACUUUCUGUUUCCGGAAUUACAUCGAACUGUUUACGCUGAAAAUUUUAGGAAUCCGCCGACAUCUGUGUGAAUUAAGGAAAUUUAAUAUUUAUUCAAGAUGAAAUCGUUUUUGGGGAACUUCGUUCUAUUCUUGUUACUCGUAUUACCAUCAACAUUGCUUUUGUUUGGAAAUGGAAAUGCAGGGGGUCUAGUUGCCAAUGCUGACAAUAAUGACCACGGCGAUGCCAUGGAGGGAGAAGAGGAUGACGAUGCUGCUGUGGAAACUGAAGAAGCUGGAGAGGAAGAAGGUGCAGCAGUAACAGAGACGGAAAAGACUGAUGAUGAGGAAGAAGAGGAAGAAGUUGAAAAAGUGAAACCGUCAGAGGAUGCUGAUGCUGUCAUCUUGUUCACCAAACCUGUUGAUACCACAGAUCUCCCUGCUGGUCAAUUGGUGAGGUUCCUUGUUGGAUUCACAAACAAUGGCGAAAAGACCUUCACUGUGGAAACUUUGGAGGCGUCCUUCCGCUACCCACAAGAUUAUAGUUUCUACAUCCAGAAUUUCACCACGGCCACAUACAAUGCUGAGGUUGAAAACAACAAACAGGCCACUUUCGAGUACGGGUUCACCCCAAGUGACACAUUUGCAUCUCGACCUUUUGGACUGACUAUUCUCCUCAACUACAAAGAUGAUGCUGGAACCCAAUACCAACACGCUGUAUAUAACGACACCGUGAACAUCAUAGAACCUGAUGAGGGCUUGGAUGGAGAAACAUUCUUCAUGUACCUGUUCCUGAUUGCCAUUGCUAUCCUCCUCAUCGUUGUAGCCCAGCAGUUUUUAGGGUCAAUUACAAAAAAGCGUCUUUUAAAACCUCGACAACCUGUAGAGAUGGGUACACAGAACUCCGAUAUCGACUUCGACUGGAUCCCAAAGGAAGCACUUCAAAUGAACACCUCCCCAAAGCGAUCCCCAAAGCAAUCACCGAGACAGAGGAGGAGCAAGAGAACCGCCGGGUCCGGCGAAGAGUAAUGGUAGAACUCCUCUGUCUCAUAGAAGUCGCUCUCCAACUUAGGUCACUGAUACCCGUACACCGGGAAUACAAUAGCUUUGUCGACUGUAAAGCAGUUAUAAAAUUAUUCACAAGAAACCAUGUCUAUCUUUAGUUUGCCAUCAAAUCUAGAUCUCUUUAUAAGCAUUUUGUUAGAUUAAAUGGUGCAAGGAUGUAUGUAGGAGAAAGGUGGUGAUGAGUUUGAUACCUCGUAAAUUUUUAAAUGCAUUUUGAGUUUGUGAGAUGAUAUAAAUAAUAAUAAAGUAUUGUGAUGAAAAAUUCCAAGUCCUCAUUCCAGAAUGCUUGCAAUUUUCGUUAUUGCUCAAUCCAAUGUAAUGCUUUAAAACUUGUUCAAAACCAUUGGCCUCACUUUGGUUAUACAUGUAAUACUAUUUACUAGCUCUUUACUAUGCAAUGUGAAAUGUCAUUGUUCGGCAACACUCUGGACCUGGUGGACUGGAUCUUGAAAAACUAUCCAGUAUACCCAAAUCUGUCGGUACAAUUGUGCUAGUAUCAUUUAUGUUAAAGAAGAUCUGUACUAAUAUUAAACGAUUUGCAGGUACAAGUUUUGACUCAGUCAUCCUAAGAUGACAUUUAAUGUGAAUAUGUGAGGUCAAUGGUGUUUGAUGAUGAGUUAACUUUCUGAGUGAGAGUUUGUGUGGUGAGAGAGUUGAUGGUAAUGGGACUAUGCAUGUGUACAAAAGCUGCAAAAGUAUGGUAACUGGGGAUAGAAAACUUGUGUUUUGUAAAAAUUGUGUCUUGACAUGACUUGUGAUAUAUUUAAUCUAAAUUAAUUUUUGUGAUGUACAGUACAGGUUUAUACUAGAAAUAUUCAUACAAUGCUGCAAUAUUUUUAAUUGGAUACAGAACUAUUUGGAGUGAUUUUCUCAAUUUUCAUUUCUCUCUGUUUCUAAGACAUCAGUUAAAGGCAAACAUUUUUAUGUCUAAUAUUUACACCCAAAAUGAUUUCAAGUUUUGUAAUAAUGCAGGGGUUGGUUUCUUCAAUGAUUUUAUUGACUUCUAGUCGAAGCUGUGUGUUAUGUGGGAAAUGAGCGUCAGCAGAUGUAGACUUAUGAUGUUAACCUGUAAGUCUAAAAGUAUUUUGUAUUGUUCCACAUUUCAGGAAAUAAAACCAUUUUUUUUUUCAUAACA
Molecule: messenger RNA, 2216 nt
Organism: Mizuhopecten yessoensis (Yesso scallop)
Lineage: Eukaryota; Metazoa; Mollusca; Bivalvia; Pectinida; Pectinidae
Product: translocon-associated protein subunit alpha-like
Exons: 8
Coding region: 137-1045 (302 amino acids)
Cellular component (GO): endoplasmic reticulum; endoplasmic reticulum membrane
Source: RefSeq, a predicted model, not a curated record